This is a messenger RNA of Engraulis encrasicolus (European anchovy), 495 nucleotides long. Its product is annotated as T-cell surface antigen CD2. NCBI's taxonomy places the organism in Eukaryota, Metazoa, Chordata, Actinopteri, Clupeiformes, Engraulidae. Gene Ontology annotation, cellular component: membrane. Bases 19 to 477 code for a protein of 152 amino acids. Gene Ontology annotation, biological process: cell morphogenesis; immune response. The transcript is spliced from 2 exons. The record is from RefSeq and is a predicted model, not a curated record.
GGCUUCAAUAAGUGGAUCAUGUAUGGCAUCAUUGGGGGUGGUGGUUUCCUGCUGUUGGUCCUCAUCAUCCUCCUCAUCGUCCUCAGCUGCAAGAGCCAUCGCAGGAGGAAGAGGAGGCAGCGGGAUUUGGAGGAGAUGCGCUUGCAGAACAUGCAGUACAUCGGGUCGAUGCCGCGCCGUCCCAAGCACUCGGCGCUGGGCCAGCCGGUUCCGCCCACGCCAGACGAGCAGGGCUACCUCAACGCGCCCGAGCCGGGGGAUCCGGGCUUCGGUAACGGCACCGGCGGUCCCGGCGGUACGGAGUUUGACCGCGGCAGCGGAGUGGUGAUGCUGCCGGUGGAGCCCCAGACCCAAACCCAAACCCAAACCCGUCGGCAGGCUCGCCCCCGCGCACCCCCACCCCCCACGGAGGAGGAGGAGGAGGCCCCGCCCCUGCCACAGCCACGCAGGACGGGACACCAUCGACCACGCCCCUAAGAGCCUGGCAAACGUCCA